Messenger RNA from Chlorocebus sabaeus (green monkey), 2796 nucleotides. It is a transcript of the gene TCF19, whose product is annotated as transcription factor 19. Gene Ontology annotation, cellular component: nucleus. The record is from RefSeq and is a predicted model, not a curated record. Gene Ontology annotation, molecular function: protein binding. NCBI's taxonomy places the organism in Eukaryota, Metazoa, Chordata, Mammalia, Primates, Cercopithecidae. Gene Ontology annotation, biological process: regulation of gene expression.
GUCGACGCAUCUCCGCGCCCAGGCGGCUCCUCCCCACUGCGGGAACCCGGGAAAACUUGUGAACUAAUCAGAAAAAGCGGAAGGCGGGAGAUCUUGGGAAGCCGUCCAAUGGCGCGGAAGAGAGCAAAUGAGCUGGCCAAUCAGAAACGGCACGGGGGCGGGCUCGCUCGGCGCGAAGUUCGGGCCCGGGAAUUCCGAAGGAGGGGUAGGCGCUGCCCGCGCGCCGAGGCCGCGCCCCUCCUGGCCCCGGCUUCCUGGCUGUCAAACAGCUGCAGCAGUAUCGGCUCCAGCCGAGGAGCCCAGGGGGUCCCGGGACCCGCGGCACAGGCUGGCACUGCUUGAAGAGGAGGCUACUCGGAGACUGCACCGCGCUGAUUGGAGGCUCCCCAAAUAUUUUGCGACCUGAGGAUCCAGCUCAAGUGAGGUGCCAUAGGACGUGUUCCUGAGUUUGCAUUGCACGGAGACCUUCCUGGAAUUUUUCAUUUGCAAGUCGGCUUAACAACCGAUUUUGCAUUGAGUCCUAGGCUGCUUGCACUCUGAAUUUGGACUAUUCAGGUAGUGUGCUCAAAGUUGAAACUUUUGAGUUUGCAUCAGACUAGGAAGCGAACUUAAGCCAGCGGUGCGUGGCCCUGGAGUGGGAAAGGAAAUGGAUCCCUGAAGUGGAAGAGGUGGUGCAAAGGGGGCACCGCCCAUGCUGCCCUGCUUCCAACUGCUGCGCAUAGGGGGCGGCAGGGGCGGUGAUCUCUACACCUUCCACCCCCCCGCCGGGGCUGGCUGCACCUAUCGCUUGGGCCACAGGGCCGACCUGUGUGAUGUGGCUCUGCGGCCCCAGCAGGAGCCUGGCCUCAUCUCUGGGAUCCACGCCGAACUGCACGCCGAGCCCCGGGGUGAUGAUUGGAGGGUCAGCCUGGAAGACCACAGCAGCCAAGGUACUUUGGUCAAUAAUGUCCGACUCCCAAGAGGUCACAGGCUGGAAUUGAGUGAUGGAGACCUCCUGACCUUUGGCCCUGAAGGGCCGCCAGGAACCAGCCCCUCGGAGUUCUACUUCAUGUUCCAACAAGUACGCGUCAAGCCUCAGGACUUUGCUGCCAUUACCAUCCCACGGUCUAGGGGAGAAGCCCGGGCUGGGGCUGGUUUCCGGCCUAUGCUGCCCUCCCAGGGGGCUCCACAGCGGCCUCUCAGCACCCUCUCCCCUGCCCCCAAGGCCACACUGAUCCUGAACUCCAUCGGCAGCCUCAGCAAGCUCCGGCCCCAGCCCCUCACCUUCUCCCCUAGUUGGGGUGGACCAAGGAGCCUGCCUGUUCCCACCCCACCUGGGGAGGUGGGGACCACCCCUUCUGCUCCACCCCCACGCAAUCGGAGGAAAUCUGUUCACCGAGUGUUGGCGGAACUGGAUGAUGAGAGUCAGCCUUCUGAGAUCCCGCCACCAGUCCUUACGGAGCCCAGGAAGAAACUCCGUGUAGACAAAGCCCCACUGACUCCCACUGGAAAUCGACGUGGCCGUCCUCGGAAGUACCCAGUGAGCGCCCCCAUGGCUCCCCCUGCAGUUGGGGGCGGGGAGCCCUGUGCAGCUCCUUGUUGCUGCCUGCCCCAGGAAGAGACAGUGGCCUGGGUUCAGUGUGAUGGCUGUGACGUCUGGUUCCAUGUGGCCUGUGUUGGCUGCAGCAUCCAGGCUGCCAGGGAGGCCGACUUCCGAUGCCCAGGGUGCCGGGCUGGCAUCCAGACCUAAGGUCCACCACCAAGGCACCAUUGGACACACCUGCCCAUGAGUAGACACAGCAGCGAGCAAAUGGGUCUGCUAAAUGCCCCCCUUCCCUUCCCUCCCCAGGAGGGAAUGACUACAGGGAAGAAGGGCGGAUUGAUGUGGACUCAUUCAGGGCCUGGAGCAGACCCCGGUGGCCAAGCUGACAGAAGAGAUGGUUUCCUGCCAAAGAUAUUGCCACCUCCAGGAAAUUGCCAGUGAGCUGGAAGUUCCCACUAUUACAAGCUAUAAGGCCAUGUUGCCAUGGACACCAGAAUAUCUGUAGUCAGAGCACCUAUCAGUUGCAAAAGCCAUGCCUGCAACUGAUGGAAAAUGUAAGAGGGAGUUCUUAAGGUUCUUGGUGGCAUCACCCAAGGCAUUCUGGGAAAACCUAGGGCCUGUCCCCAAAACUUCCCUACUCCGUGGCUAGUCCUGCUGCCGACCAAAUCGUAGUGACCUGGCUUUUCAGAGCUUUGCUUUUAUUUCUAAGUCAAGGACAAGCAGCUUCAUUCACUCCUGGGUAUUUACUCUUGUGGGUCUUUGAUAUUCCUUGCUUUCCAGGGAGAAUGUACUUGGCAAGGUCUGGAGAACUAAUUCAGAAUCUUAGGGAAAGGGGAGGAGAGAUGGAAAUCCAACCUGCUUACUGGAAAGGUGCAAAUAUAUGAGUUGAGCUGGAGGUAGGAAUACAGGUAAUUAAGGUUUCUAGUUUAAGGGAAAACAGAUCUAUUUCCACUUAAAUAAGGUAACCGGGAUUUGGUUAAGUUCACAAAGAUAGCAGAAGAUUUAUUUACAGGCUUCACCCGUACCAUCAGGGGAAGAGAAAGCCUGGUAAACCAGCUAUAGCAGUUUACCAGUGUGAUGGCUGCGACACAGCUCCGCUCCACAGGUGGACACAGCAGAGGGCAACUGGGCUGGCCUGGUCCAGUGUGAAUCAAACUGCUUAACCCACACGUGGUACAUGUGAUUUUCUUUUGUGAGCCUUACACCAAGCCAAGCUAUUGUCAAAGCAUCAUUUCAGUAGAAAUAAAGCCUUAUCUUGACCUGUUCUAUUACAA